AUGUACAAAGUACUGCGAUCCUAUUCGAAGAAAGCCGAACGUAAGCAAGAGGUUUCACGUGCCUCUGAUAGAAACGGCCAUAUUGUGUCUGGAGGCAACUAUUACGAGGAUGGACAACAUUUCAAAGGCCAAAAUGGACAUGCUGCCAAUGGACAACUGCUUGCUGUAGACAACAGACAUUUGAGCAAUGCCUAUGCUGGACAGGCUUUUUCGGAGAGCAGUUCCUACGAAACCCGAGAGCAUUUCGAGCGAAAGGUUCAGCGUGUGAAGAAGACCCGUGGAGAACGUGAACGUUCACGAAGUUCUCGUCGAGGCGAAGAGGUUAGCGACAGUUCGGUAUCAAACCGCGAACGAUUGGAGAAUGCUUUCGCAGCAGCAGAAAGGGAAUUUGGUGUGGAUCGACUGCUGGAUGCUCAAGAUGUCGACACGGACCACCCCGAUGAAAAGUCGAUCAUCACCUAUGUCUCAUCGCUCUACAACGCUCUACCACACCUACCUGAACUAUCCAAGUUCAUGUCAAUGCAAGAUCAGUACAUAGUGGAAGCACGUGCAUGGAUGGAACUGGUCGAAAGAGCGACUAUGCUGAUAGAGAAUGAUGCACUCUUCGAGUCUAUUAGCGAAUUUGAGAGAUAUCACGACGAUUAUAUGUCGAGUCGUGCUAAGGAAUAUGAUUAUUUGAUGGAAAGGCAUGAAUUUCUUCGACGUCAUCUGUUUGGCACUGAUCACUUUUGUGUUCCCAGCAGUCUCACAGGGCACGCAUUAAGAGAUGCUUGGUCAAAUCUCACAUACCUGAAUGAUCGCAAACAUGCUUACCUUCAACAAAAGAUCAUUCAGAGCAAUUUGUCCGACUUGAUUAGCAGAUUGUCUCGUGGAAUUGGAAUCACCAACGAAAAACUUGAUCUGAUUCUUUCUCCAGUGUAUGGGCUUCAUCAACGUCGCACUGCCUAUUUGGAUCGUCUCACGAAUCAGUUACUGGUUCGUCUGGGUGUACGCACUGAGACGUUGAGAAAAGAGAAUGCUAGCCGUCUCGAAUCAAUUCGCACCGCCAGUUUCAAUCGUGUACAGGAGUGUAUCGAAUGGGUUCGCGUGAGACUGGAAAAACUAUCCGAAAUGGAGUUCCUUGAAGAUCUGGAAACAUUGGAGGAAAUGUUCGAACAGCAUAAGUUAGACAACAGGGACAUUCAGGACUUCCGUCAAAACGUUGACGAAUGCAUCGCCCGUCAGGCGGAAGUUUCUGCGGAAGACACGUAUGAGUAUUGCGAGCUCCUUCGGGUACUGGAAUCCGAAUACCAACAGCUGAGGGAUUUAUCAGCUGGAAGAAUGCUCGAUCUGGAUUCGCUGAUCGCCUUCGUGCGAGCUGCCCAGAUGGAGCUUGUCUGGGUAUCGGAACGUGAGGAGAUCGAAGUCACCCGCAACUGGUCAGACAUAAAGCAGCUAGACCUACCGAUGCUCACAAAUUACUACAAACAGCUACUUCAUGAGAUGGAAUUGCGUGAGAAGCAGUACAACGACGUGCACAAUCAAGGAGCCGCUUUGUUGAAUCAGGGCCAUCCUGCGGUUCAUGUCAUCGAAGUCUAUCUAAGGACUAUGCAAAAUCAGUGGGAUUGGUUGCUGGCGCUUAGCAAGUGCCUAGAAGAACAUCUUCGUGAUGCACUCAAUCUGAAAUCGUUCACUGAAGAAGCGGCCGAUGCAGAGGCGUGGAUGGAAGAGCAGGCAAUCCGCCUUGAGAACAGCUACAAUCGCACAGAUUUUGAUCUUGAAGAAGGAGAACGUCUCCUACGAGAACUCGAUGAAAUGAAGGAAAUUCUCAACAAAUAUCAUUCGGUAUUGAUGGCUCUGACUGAGCGUUGCGCUACGAUUUCUCCACUUUGGCAGAGAGGCGAGCGCAUUACUCGCCCGAUUACUGUCACGGCACUCUGUGAUUACUCCGACAAAAACGUUCACAUCAAAGCUGGAGACGAAGUGACCUUGCUAGACAAUUCGGAUCUGAUCAAAUGGCACAUUCGCGACCUCGCCGGAUCGGAUGGUACUGUACCAUCUGUAGUAUUCCGUAUCCCUCCACCAGAUCCUAAGCUGACAGCUUACCUGAACCGUCUCCUGCAGCAAUUCGAAAAGCUGAAGAAGUUGUGGGAGAAAAAACAUCGUAUGGUUCGCUUCAACAUGGUGCUCAACACCAUGAAAACUAUUCAAGGUUGGGAUCUCGACACAUUCAAUGCCAUAGACCCUGAACAACGAGACGCAAUUAUGCGUGCACUGAAUGACGACGCUAACAAGUUACUGGCCGAGAUGGAUCCAAACGAUCCGCUUGGCCUUACGUCUGAAGGAAGAACUAAGACGUACAAACGAACACUUCUGGGAUUUGCUGAAUGCUAG
This is a messenger RNA of Cooperia oncophora, 2373 nucleotides long. The record is from the annotation of a GenBank genome assembly. Lineage: Eukaryota; Metazoa; Nematoda; Chromadorea; Rhabditida; Trichostrongylidae.